UUGCUGACAGUUCUGUGCUGGUUCGGCUGAGGAGCUGUGAGCACCAUGGGCACCGGGGAUUACAUCUGCGUGACCCUGCGUGGCGGUGCGCCGUGGGGUUUCUCCCUGCAGGAGGGGGAGGGGGACACCUACAGACCCUUCCUCAUCUCCCAGUUAGAAGAAGGUGGUCGAGCCUCCCUGGCUGGAKUCCAGGAGGGUGAUGAGGUUGUGUCAAUCAACGGGGAGCCGUGUGCCGAUCUUACCCUCUUACGAGCGUUUGCUCUCAUCGAUACGUCAAUCGACACUMUGCAGUUACUUGUCAAAAGAUACCAUUUCAUCCCUUCCGAAGACACGUGCUGCGGUGAUAGGACCUCUUCAGGCGAGGUUUUAGAAAGCACCACCCUCCACAUCUUCUCUUCAAAGCCAARAUCCAACGUCCCCGGGAAGCUCUACACAUCUGAGUCCCCUAGAGAGGCCUAUGGUCAGGAGCUGGACAACGAUACAGAAGUUCCCCAGAAACCAGAGCAACAUUUAUCGGRCACCUUGGGAGGCCAUGAGCUGUUGCACAAGAAAUACAAUGAAGAAGUACGACGGUGCUUCUCCCCUGGAGAAAUGGUGGAGCUCCAGGUGUCCCUGUCUGAGCAAACCUUGGACGACGGGGGAUGUUCCUCCCUCGGGAGCGCUCGUGGGAUAGAGGGGAAGCUUUCGAACCGAGAGGUGCUAGAAACUAUUCGCACCACCGCCAUAACAUCCCACUACCUGCCGUGCUUCGCCAAGGAGCCGCUCGGGCAGCGUGGAGUGGUGGUCUGCUCCCCCUUGACGCUGGGCCAGACGGAGGUCAUCCUGCAGCAGCCAGCAGAAGCAUCGGGAGAAGGGAGGGGCAUCCUGAGCAAGGGGGGCCCCGGGGUCAGUGAUAGUGAAGGAGGGCAGUGCGCCGGUGCUCCUGGGUCCUUUACCAUCUCAUUUGAAAUUCCAUCAGAGGAGGCAGCGCCGGGAGAAGAGCAGGACUCGGAUUCUGACGGGGAUCAGGAGAAACCCAACAAGCACCGGCCGAGGCACUCCAGGCUCAGGCGAAACGAGAGUUUGUCUGAAAAACAAGUGAAGGAAGCUAAGUCCAAAUGUAAACGCAUUGCUCUCCUUCUAUCGGCUGCACCACCAAACCCCAAUAAUAAAGGGGUGUUGAUGUUCAAGAAACAUCGUCAGAGAGCCAAAAAGUUUACGCUUGUGAGUUACGGCACAGGAGAGGACGAAUCGGAGUUCAGUGACGAAGAGGACGAGAUUUACGGAGACGACAAACACAAAACCCUUGCUGGUGAAUUUACUUUUGAAGCUUCUACCGACUGUAAAUCAAACAGGCCAUUCCUUGCUCUUCCACCAAGUAGUACAGGUGUAAUAACUUUAAAUUUGGAUAAGAGUCUUCUUGAAAUUAAAAGUGACUUGAAUAAUCAAGCAGAGAUGGAAUGUUUGCCUGAAACCAAAGGCAAGGGUGCAUUAAUGUUUGCACAACGGCGUCUGAGAAUGGAUGAGAUUUCUGCUGAACACGAGGAACUUAGGCGCCAAGGGAUACCUGUGGAAGGAAUGCCAGAGACUGAGAAGAAAAUGGCGGAGCACUCUUACAUGCAGUCUGCAACAGAGGGUCAUGCUUACAUGGAUGUAAAUAUGCACCAACAAAACCAACAGCACUACCAGCAAUAUCAAGAGCAACAGUACUAUGAGCAACAACAGAACUAUCAACAACAAUAUCAACAAUAUCAGCAGCAGCAGUAUGAUCAAAGAGAUUAUCAACAACAGCAAAUAUAUCAAAACCAGCAGGAAUWUCAUCAAGAGCAACAGCAAAUGCAGCACUAUGCUGCAAACAUCAAUGGCACGGUCCAACAACAAUCCAACGAAAUUCAGAGUUCCUUCACCAAUCGUACUGCAAAGCCUUUUACWGCAGAAAACAUGGUGGCAACCCCUUAUUCUCAAGCAGCAUGUGGGACCAAUCAAGAUAUGAGUCAAGGAGAGCAGAUAGCUUCCCGCGAUGAGCGCAUUUCUACUCCUGCAAUUAAGACGGGCCUGUUAGACACAAGGAGAAGGGCUGUUGGCAAACCUAUGUUCACAUUUAAAGAAGCUCCUAAAGUAUCACCCAACCCUGCACUGCUGAAUCUUCUUAACAAGGGUGAUAAAAAAGGGUUUGAAUCUGGACCUGAUGAAGACUAUCUCAGCCUUGGGGCUGAAGCUUGUAAUUUUCUUCAGUCUCAAAGAGUUAAACACAAGAUUCCUCCACCAGUUGCUCCAAAACCUAUGAUCAACCCCAACUCUCUUCCUUGGACCUCUCAGAUAGAAGCAGCCAACCAGGACAUGCCUCAGUGUGCUGAAAAUAGUCUAUCCACACCUGCUCCAGCCCCCACCUCAGAGACAGUCCCUGUUCUAGAACUAGAGCCAACCCCUGCACCUGCCCCUGAGUCUUCCACCCUUCCUGCAGCCCAAGAGACUCCUGCCAACACCAAUACAGCAGAACAGUCUGCAUGGACAGUCACAGAACCAGAGGCUCAACAGCAGCCUCCACAAGUGACAGUUCAAGAGGCAAACAAUCAGGUGAAUUCUGCUCAGCAGUCUGAAACCUCACAGAUGUUGACCUGGGGAGCAGUACAAGCUCAGCAACAGUCAUCUUCUUGUUCUUGGCAACCAGUACAAGUGCAGCCUCAGAACCCAGCUCCACGGCAGUCCUCACCGCAGCCACCAUGGGCAACACAUCAGCCUACUCAGAACCAAGCACACCUUCAGCAUCCCACAAAUACUUGGGCCCCACAAAGUCAGCCAUCCUGGACUCAACCAGCGGAGCAAUCACAGGGCCAUGCAAAUCCUCAGCCACCCUGGGCUCAACCUCUAGAGCAACCACAGUCUCAGGCCCAGGUUCAGCCACCUUGGGCACACAUGAAGGAGAAGCCACAAUUGCCACAAAUGCAGACAACUUGGAGUCAAGUUCAAGAACCAGUGCAACCGCAGCCCCCAAACCCAUGGACUCAGCCAUCACAAAUACACUCACAACAGCARCCACCAUGGGUGCAUGAACCUCAACAGAAAGCACAAGCUCAACCUCCUUGGGUUCAACAGGCUCAGCCAGAAAUACAGCCACAACCACCUUGUGUUCAGCAACAUCAUCCAGAUUUGCCACAAUCAUGGCCAAAGUCUCAAGCUCCAGGUCAACCUCAACCAUCUUGGGUCUCAGGUCAGUCUCAGCAGCAACCAUCUUUUAAUGCAUGGGCCCCAGCACAAACGCAAGCCCAAUCUCAGCCACCUUGGAUCCAUGGAGCUCAAGUACAACCUCAAGUACAGGCUCAAGUUAAUCUAAAUCCAUGGGCACCUGUUCCUAUUCAAGCCCCAUCCCAACCUUCAUGGACUCAGCAUCCUCCAGAGCAKGGUGGUCAACAGCAUAUAAAUCCUUGGGAUCAGGAACAAAAUCAGCCCCAGCAUCAGCCACCUUGGGCUCAACCAGUUCCUUCCCAGCCCACACCACAACCAAGCUGGCAACAGUCCUCUCUAAACACCUCACAACAACYACAAAUUAAUAUGUGGCCUCCAGGCCAGUCACAACCCCAAGUCCCAGGAAAUGACUGGAGACCACAGUCACAGCAAACACCUUUGAAUGUCCCCACAUCUACAGUGAACAUCCAACAUGUUCCCACAAAUAUUCAACCCUCCCCUAAACCUUGGCUUUCACGACAAAUUGCACCACAAAACCAAACCCCUCCUCCUCCACCCCAGCGAAUGCACUCCUUUACAAUUGGACAAAGGUCUUCAUCACCUAUCAACCCAAUGGCUACUGUCUUGAAUCCUAAAUCUACCCUGGGWUCAGCUUAUGAGAUGCCACUUGUCAGAGGGAAAGGAGCUGAUAUGUUUGCAAAGAGGCAGUCUCGCAUGGAGAAGUUYGUCGUGGACUCGGAGACUGUAGAAGCAAACAAAGCAAGCCGGUCAACGUCACCAGCCGCUUCCUUACCAAAUGAAUGGAAAUACACACCUAAUGCACUUGGCAGGAGCUACUCCCUUUCCCCACUAGCCAGGGUGCCGUUCACAGGCCAGAAAUCAGCUUCCGCUUCUUCUUCUCCCAAGCCUCCAAGCCGAUCCUCCAUAACUCCUCCAGCAAGGCAGACAUCAUGGCUGGAAAAAGGCUUCAAACCUCUUACCCCCUGGGAGGCGGCCUCCCGCCACCCCCUGGGCCUCGUGGAAGACGCCUUCGCUUUCCAGGACCUCCAGCAAUCCCUCGCUUCAAAUGUCCGCUUGGCAGCGCAGCGUAAAAUGCUGCCUGACGUGCCAGCAGAGUGGAAGACCGGGGUCGCUUACCAAGCCCCACUGAAAACGGGCGGCCAGACCUGGAACCGAAGCCRCAGUCAGAGUCAAGCACCAAUGCCGUCAUUUGGGUCUCCAACAAGAAGCCCUGUUUCCACUCCAGUGGGCCUUGUUGGUUACAGAUCCCUGCCCAGACAGUGGCAGCCUCAAAAGUAUGUGGCCGAGGCAAAUCAGAGGCCUUCAGUGUCUUCGUCUCAGAGUAGCAGGCCAUCAGAGAGGCAGACUUACAAGUCUGUGUACACCAGUAGUACCUGGAGCUGGCGGCGAUAGAGUAAGAAGGAAAGUCUUGGUAUAAUAGAUUCCACAAACAAGCUURACUUGCAGAUUGCUAUUGUGUUUUUUAUUUUAUUUUUUUUUUUAAUUUUUUGCUAUUUCUCAAACACUUUGUGCUGUUUUGCUCUUACCUUUAUAUAAAGGGUUUCAGAUUAAAUGGAUUACUUCGAAUGCAACAGUCAAGUAAGAAAAGAGAUUGUCAUGUGGUUUAGAUUAUGGAAACUUACCAAACAUCACUGACAUCUAGCUGGUUUUCUAUAGGUAGAAAAUUUGGCACCAAAUAAAAGGGAAUUUUGCCUGAAAUGUGGUAUAAGAUGAGGAACUGAGUAUGUCGUUUCCAAUGAAGAUGAGAAUGAAUGGAUUGUGUAUAUAUACAGUAUCAUUAUAUAAGGCCAAAUCACCCAGUCUUGCUUCUACUCAGCUUGUGAUCACUCAAUGCACACCCAAAGAAAAUGUGUCCACAUUGAAGCUGAAGCUAAUUAAGACAUGAACUUCAUAAUUUGAAUUGCCAAAACAUUUUUCUUCACAGGAUCCAAUUUUUAAUGAUGUUUUGCCUCAUAAAAAAAUAACAUGAAGUUGCCAAGUGUGGGAUAAAUUAAUCCACUUUAUACGUCUUUUUUUUUCUUUGUUUUGAAUGUUGUUUUUUUUCAGUUCAGUUCGGUUUGAUAUCCUUUGCUGUGUUGCUUUUUUUCAACGUCUUAGAUGUGCUUUGAGUUGUUGUGAUUAUUUGUCUUUACUUGUUUUGUGUUCAUUCCGCUGAGCUUGAGGACAGGAUUAAAGAUGUUUUCACAACAGGAAAUCAGAAMGUAAUUGGCGGUGCCUUCGCAAUGAGACUUAAAAGUUUAGGAAAAGGUUAGCGCUACCACUCAUGCUGAUCGGAUUAUAUAAGCUCUAAUAAGUGAGAUACAUUUGCUUAUUUACCAGAAGCAUUUUAAUUGGUGCAGUGUGACCACUCAUUGCRUUCAUGCUGUUUUAAUAAAGCCAGAGAAUAAUUUAGGUGGAAUGGAAAGCAGAUAAUAACAAAGGCUAUAAAUAAAUGGUUGUUUUUGGUGAAUGAAGGGUUGCAGAAAAGAUGUAAAAGCUUUGGUGGUUUUUCUCACACAAAGUGUAUAUUCUGAUAAAGCACGUACUGUAACAUAAGUAGAUUUAUCACACUGCUGUCAGAAUAAACUAUAGAAGCUUCCAUUCGAACAGUUAGUGUUAAGAUCAUAUUAUAAUACUUGCUUUUGUUCCAUCCAAAUUUUACAAAAAUAAACACUAAACUACACUGAGAA
Austrofundulus limnaeus is the source of this 5855-nucleotide messenger RNA. It is a transcript of the gene synpo2a, whose product is annotated as synaptopodin 2a. The coding region runs from base 46 to 4578 and encodes 1510 amino acids. The record is from RefSeq and is a predicted model, not a curated record. The transcript is spliced from 5 exons. Gene Ontology annotation, cellular component: actin cytoskeleton; Z disc; nucleus. Gene Ontology annotation, biological process: positive regulation of actin filament bundle assembly. Gene Ontology annotation, molecular function: actin binding. Lineage: Eukaryota; Metazoa; Chordata; Actinopteri; Cyprinodontiformes; Rivulidae.